Molecule: messenger RNA, 1311 nt
Organism: Guillardia theta CCMP2712
Lineage: Eukaryota; Cryptophyceae; Pyrenomonadales; Geminigeraceae
Exons: 1
Coding region: 429-1085 (218 amino acids)
Source: RefSeq, a predicted model, not a curated record
GGAAGACAGCUUACCCGCCUACCUGCCUCCCUCCUGUCUCCUCCUCCUCGGACUCGAAUCACAACUUCCGUCCUCCUCCUCCUCCUCCUCCUCUCUCACCUCCUCCUCUCUAUCUAUCUAUCUUUCUAUCUAUCUCAUUCUCUGACCUCUGAAUCCUCUUCCCGCAAUCCUUCAUUUCUCCCGUAUCUCUUUGUCGUGGUUUUGUUCGUCGGGCCUUCUUGUUUCCUGUACUUGCUUGAUCUCGAACCCACACUGACUGGUGAUUUGUGGAUUUUCCGCUCUUUUUCUAUCUCGAAGAUCGGGUUGAGUGGUUGCCACUUCUAUUUUCCCUGGUCUAAACAACACUUGUUGAAUCCGGAUAACUUUUGCCCCCUUUUUGCUCGACUUCAAUAUCGAAGCUUGCUCCGCAUUAACUCUUACGGUAGAAGAUGAUUGGCGGAGCGUACUUGGAAAAGUGUUGGCAGAUCCUUGAAUCUGGAUCUAUGAAAAAAUAUGCACGUCUCUUGGGAGUAACCAAUGCUGUGCUCAUGUUUGGGAUACCGUUCCUUACGCUGAUUAUCGGAAGGACUCUAACCGCUUCAAACUUUGUCCUUCUUGUAGUUUUUGGCUUCUUUUGCGCAGUGCUGGAAAUGCCUUUCUGCUGCAGCUGUGCGACAUUCUGUCUCAAAAUUCAAGAAUUGUUUGCGCCAAUCGAAUCUCGUAUGUGGCUAAAAGCUGUCUUUUAUCUUGUGCUUGCAACGAUACUCAUCUCCUGUCAAGUUCAUGUCAAGGGAGGCCCUGCUGGCUGGACGUUCGGUAUACUCACAGCCAUCAACGCCGUUCUGUACAUCCUUGCCGUGUUUUACCCGGAUCCAAAUGAGGAGAAAGAGAAUGAUGCGGGAGAGGGAGUGUCACGUGACGAGGUUCGAAGCCACGACAUUGAGCAUGGAGCCUCUCCUGCUCUUCCGCCGCCGCCUCCUCCCAAGGAACAAUCGCCCGUUGACCCCAACGCUGCUGGAUCUGCGUUGAAGUCUGCCGUUAUCAACCACGUGAAGGACAACCCCAAACUUAUUCAGGAGGCGUUGAAAGCUGCUGGCAAGAUAUGAUUUGAUUCAGUAGUGUGACUGGCAUAGCUGCGCAUUCCGAGUGUAAACUAGCAAUCAUAACACUGAAGGCAGAAGAAUGGGAGACUCGCAUACAAUCCCAUGUCUGAUAGUGUCGCAGUCGUGGAGCUGUAAAUUGUCUCAAAACCUUAAAUUCUUCUUAGUUUAGCAAAAUUCCUUUGUUAUGUAGCAAAAGACGUAAGAAGAAAUCUAAUAAAUUUCCAUCUCU